AUGGCUUCAGAUUUCUUGUUUGAACCCCCGAGCGAUAAGGAAAUCGAGUACGAGCAUGAUGACAAUAAGGACGACUCAGGCGAAGAAGAUAGAGAAGCGGAAAAUGACACCGUUAACGAGGAGGAAGACGAAAUAUCAAUUUCUCCAGCUAAAAAGAAUAAAAAAUCCAAGCACUCUCCCUGGGAUUUCUCUUCCUACUCCCAGUCAGUUGCCGACGAGCAUGCCCGCCGCUGCACCAUUGCGAUGGGCGAAACUAGUCGAAACUUGGCCGAAACUGAUAGCGGUGGGCGGCGAGGAGCGUCUCCCGCAUCAAAAGCUUCUGUAGAAGCAUUAGAAACCACGAAGAUUAAGUCCGAAUUGGAGGCAUUGGCUUGUGCUGUAUGUAAAGAUAUAGUUGGUGUUGGAGAAAUGGUAAAGAAAUUGCCUUGUGGACAUGGGUAUCAUGGGGAUUGUAUCAUACCGUGGUUGGGGUCGAGAAAUUCGUGUCAUGUAUGUAGGUAUGAGUUGCCGACAGAUGAUGCAGAGUAUGAGGAAGAAAGGAAAAAGAGAGCUGCUGCUGCCGCUGCCCCGAGUUCUUCUUCCUGUGGCAUUGGCAGUAUUAGUGGUGAUUACGAGACUCAGUUCUUCUAA
Messenger RNA from Coffea eugenioides, 630 nucleotides. Its product is annotated as E3 ubiquitin-protein ligase CIP8-like. The transcript is spliced from 2 exons. Gene Ontology annotation, cellular component: cytoplasm. Gene Ontology annotation, biological process: protein ubiquitination. Bases 1 to 630 code for a protein of 209 amino acids. Lineage: Eukaryota; Viridiplantae; Streptophyta; Magnoliopsida; Gentianales; Rubiaceae. Gene Ontology annotation, molecular function: ubiquitin protein ligase activity. The record is from RefSeq and is a predicted model, not a curated record.